Messenger RNA from Ceutorhynchus assimilis (cabbage seed weevil), 594 nucleotides. The record is from the annotation of a GenBank genome assembly. NCBI's taxonomy places the organism in Eukaryota, Metazoa, Arthropoda, Insecta, Coleoptera, Curculionidae.
AUGACAAACAUUUAUUUGAAUCCACAACCUUCUACAUCAGCAGGAUCCUCAUCAUUUGCCAUUUCGCCAAGAAUGAUGAUGCCUCCUCCUCAAGAGUUGAAUAGGAAACCACAGACGAAAAGCAGAAAGAAAAAGGGGAAAACUGCAAUUCUCACCUCAAGCCCUUACAAGACGGAACUAGAAAUGGAAGAAGAGGAAAAAGGGAAAAAUCAAAAAAAGAAAAACGUAAAAAGAAAAGUAAUGGAAACCAAUGACGAAGAUAACCAAGAAAAUAAAGAAAACGGAAAAAAGAAAAAUAUAAAAAAUCAGCCCAAGCCAAACAAAGUACAUAAAGACACUAAUCAAGAAAAUUAUCAUUUUCAAGAAAAUUCGAAUUUAGAGAUUCAGACAGAAAAUAUUAAUAAAGAACCCACUGCCUUAAAUAAUGACUCUUUUGACAACAAUAAUUCAGAAAUAAGUUCCAUUUACAACUUAAACGAAUCACUUAAUAAUUUAAGAGAAAAGGCACUGCACUUUUCCCUAAACUUUCAUGCUCAAGAUAACAUGACCAGGAGCGAUGAUCUAGAAAUUCAAAAACAGGUUCAUAAAAAUUAG